Molecule: messenger RNA, 831 nt
Organism: Clunio marinus
Lineage: Eukaryota; Metazoa; Arthropoda; Insecta; Diptera; Chironomidae
Source: the annotation of a GenBank genome assembly
AUGGCUGAUGAAAGUUGGGUUUUUGAUAGUUUGAUUUGCUUUCUUCAUUCACCAGCAUGGAACGCAUCUUUAAGCACAUUUAUUGAGGAAAAAUCGAUCAUUUUUGAUCCUAACAUUGAGAUUGACAUUUCAAAUCCUGAAUACAUCGCCGUUCACAAUGAAUACAAAAAUUUGGUUGAUUUUAUGCUUGGAAGUUUCAUGGAAGAGAUGAACAUUACGACUGAACAAUUUGAACUUGCAUGUCUUGAGGGAAAAAACCUUCAAGCGUUAGCUAAUGAUGAACCCAGUGACAGUCAUUCAUUUUCAUUUCAUAAAGGAUUGUUUCAGCAAAUUUGGGCCGCAAAUGACAUCAGAAUUUUUGUUCGCAUGAUGAUUCAACGCAAUGUUGAACUUCAACUUCAAGCUUUGGAUUUGAUUGAAAGACGUCAAAAUGAAAAUGCGUCUUCGUCUAUUGAAAUGGAGAAUGUCGAGAUUGAGAAGUCCAUUCACAUCGAAACUAAGAUUGAUGAUCGCAAUGAACUGGAUUCAGAUAAGUUUAAGCGCCUCAAUCUGUUUUUUGAACAGGAUCGAAUUAAGAAUUCUGAUCUGUUGGAACGUCAAGAAUAUUUACUUAAACAACGUGAUAAAAUACUAAGUAUUAAGAAACAAGCUCGAGCUCGUCAGCUGAAUGAAGCUACCAAAGCUCGACCAUCUUCAGCAAGUCUGUCAUCUGCAAGAAAAGUAAUUCAAGGUGAACAAAUAGAAGCAGCAGAUGGAUCCGUUGUUGAAUUGAGAAAAAUUUUGGCUAAGAAAUUAAGAGAUGAAGUCGUUGACCAAACAUCAUCUCAUUAA